AUGCGGAGAGGCCCCAGUGCAGCCCUGCCACCCGGGGCCGGGCUGGGGGAGGCCGCCGCCAUGCCGUCCCGAAGGCUCACGGCGGCGGCGGCGGCGGCAGGUCGCCCCGGCUCGUCCCUCAGCGGCACCGAGUGGGUGAAGAUGCCGGGCGGCAGCGUGCUGGCGCUGGCGCUGGUGCUGUGCCUGCUCCUGCCCUGCACCGGGCAGCAUCACCGGGAAGAGGCCGAGCGCAUCAUGACGACCACGCCAGUCAUUGAUGGGCACAACGACCUGCCCUGGCAGCUCCUCAAGAAGUUCAACAACCAGCUGGGGCUGCCAGAAGCCAACCUCAUGCUGCUGAACGGCACCCACACCAACAUCCCCAAACUGCACAGAGGGCACGUGGGCGGGCAGUUCUGGUCGGUGUACGUACCCUGCGACACGCAGAACAAGGACACGGUGAAGCGCACGCUGGAGCAGAUCGACGUAGUGCACCGCAUGUGUGAGCUCUACCCCGAGACCUUCGCCUGCGUCGUCGACAGCGCCGGCAUCCAGCAGGCUUUCCAGAGCAAGAAGGUGGCCAGUCUCAUCGGGGUGGAGGGCGGCCACUCCAUCGACAGCAGCCUGGGCGUCCUGCGCACCUUCUACCAUCUGGGCGUCCGCUACAUGACCCUCACCCACAGCUGCAACACCCCUUGGGCUGACAACUGGCUGGUGGACACCGGGGACGAGCCGCCCCUGCACCACGGCCUCUCGCCCUUCGGGAAGACAGUGCUGGAGGAGAUGAACCGCCUGGGCAUGAUCGUGGACCUGGCCCACGUCUCGGUGGAGACGAUGAAGGUUGUGCUCAGCCUCUCCAAAGCCCCCAUCAUCUUCAGCCACUCGUCCGCCUACAGCCUCUGCCCGCACCGCCGCAACGUGCCCGAUGACGUGCUAAGGAUGGUGGCCUCCACGGGCAGCCUGGUGAUGAUCAACUUCUACAACGAGUACGUGACGUGCAGUGACAUGGCCACGCUGGCCGACGUCGCAGACCAUAUGGACCACGUGAAGAAAGUGGCCGGUGCCCAGUCCGUCGGCUUCGGCGGGGACUACGACGGCGUCACAAGGCUCCCCACCGGCCUGGAGGACGUCUCCACGUACCCCGCGCUGGUGGCCGAGCUGCUGGCAAGGAACUGGACGGAGGCAGAGGUGAGGGCGGCCCUGGCUGAAAACCUGCUCCGGGUCUUCAGGAAGGUGGAGGAGGUGAAGAGGACCCUGCAAGGGACGGCUGCCCACGAGAAGCCCAUCGCCUUCGAGGAGCUGGAGGGGACGUGCAGGACCCGCUACGGGUACACCAAUGGUGCCGGCACAGCCUGGCUCCCGCCGGGAGCCCUGGCGCUGGCGCUGGCCCUGCUCCACUCUCUGCUCUCCUAA
Molecule: messenger RNA, 1392 nt
Organism: Haliaeetus leucocephalus (bald eagle)
Lineage: Eukaryota; Metazoa; Chordata; Aves; Accipitriformes; Accipitridae
Gene: DPEP1
Product: dipeptidase 1 (renal)
Exons: 11
Coding region: 1-1392 (463 amino acids)
Biological process (GO): proteolysis
Molecular function (GO): metallodipeptidase activity
Source: RefSeq, a predicted model, not a curated record